Labrus mixtus (cuckoo wrasse) is the source of this 5131-nucleotide messenger RNA. RefSeq lists its product as uncharacterized. Lineage: Eukaryota; Metazoa; Chordata; Actinopteri; Labriformes; Labridae. The record is from RefSeq and is a predicted model, not a curated record. Gene Ontology annotation, cellular component: membrane. The coding region runs from base 174 to 4628 and encodes 1484 amino acids. The transcript is spliced from 12 exons. Gene Ontology annotation, molecular function: protein binding.
GCUCUACGUGUAAAAACAAAACUUAGGGAAAGCAACAGGAGUUGGAGAAGUAAACCCUACACUGAGCCCUCCCUUUUUUUUGGCCAGCACUUUAAAAAGGUUUCUGACUUUGCAAGGGGAAGCACACUUCAGGACGACGAGGAGGAGAAGAGUCCUGACCCUGGUGUUUAAAAAUGCUCAGACAUCGAAACUUAUUCAGUCUGUGGCUUCUGCUACUUCUCCAUGAGUCUGGAAGGGCAGCCACAUUUAAGAUGUUCGGAAGACCCUCUGAGCCGCAGGACGGUGACGUGAAGGAGGGUGAUUUGCGGCUGUUUGGCUCACAGAGUGCUUCAGAGGGCCGCGUGGAAGUCUACCACGAUGGGAAAUGGGGAACAGUCUGUGAUGACGGCUGGGACAUGGCUGAGGCCCAGGUGGUGUGUCGUCAGCUCAAAUUCCCCGGGGCAAAAUCUGUUGUCAUUGGGAAGGACUACGGACAAGCAUCUGGACCCAUUUGGCUGGAUGAUCUCCACUGCAAAGGCACAGAGAACUAUCUGUCCACAUGUUCUUUCAAAGGCUGGGGACUGACCGACUGCACCCACAAAGAGGAUGUCGGAGUUAUUUGUGAAACAGAUGUGAUUCCAGGCACUAAUACGACCAUCGAUGAUUCUGCACACCAGCUGGACCACAGCAUCAGUUUGUCUGAUGAGCUCGGCCAAAUCUUUGACAGCGGGAGCGGCUGUGAUUUCCUGAUCUCGGUCCAGAGUGCUACUGGAAACAGAAAAGAGGAUGGGACCCUGGAGAUGGCUGAGACAGAAAUUUGUACGCACAGAAUAAUCCUCUCGCAGUUUCCUUUCUUCAAUGCUUCAGUUGAGAGCUCGAGUAUUACAGUCAGCAUCAGCCAGUCUUGCAAACCAUAUUUUAGUCCCCUCAUCAGGUACAUUUACACCCGUAAGAUCGAUGUGACCUUUACCUCCGCGCAAUGCAUCCACUGGAUGGCUUCCAGGUUUGGGAUGAAGCAGCUGAUGGAGGACACAGGCCGACUGUUCACUAAGAUCCUCCCAGAAGACGCCUCUUUCCAAACCCAACUGUCCCUUUACGAAUAUGCAGAGGAGACUGGAGACUUGGUGCUCCAGGAGAACUGUAUCCAGUAUCUGGCCUGGAACUACCAAAGUCUGACCACAUCCCCUGCUUGGAAAACCCUCUCCAUUAAGCUUCUUGGAGCCAUUCUAUCCCGCUCAGACCUGGUGGUGCAAGAUGAAUACUUCCUGCUUCAGACUGUCCAGAGCUGGAUCAAAGAGAAGGGCAACUCCGCCACCUCAGAAGCCCAACUUGACCUGUUGAAUCGCAUCCGAUUCCCGAUGAUUCCUGCAGAGAAACUUUACGACCUGGAGCUUAACUCUUCCCUCGACAGCACCUUUACAAAUAUGUAUCGGGAUAACAUGUUGAAAGCAUUCCAGUUUAAUGUUCUCCUCUUAAGCACACUUCAGUCCAACCCGAAGUUUAAAGAAGAUGAAGAUUACAAACCCAGGAUCUACACCUCUGAGGCAUGGAGCACAUCGUUUGAUCGAUCAGAUCCAGUCCCAACCCGUUACGCACCUAAUUACAGAGAUAUGAGACAUUAUGGAAAUUAUUAUUAUUAUCCCACUCCCAGUCCAUACGGUAAAAGCAGCGCGUCCUUCACCACAUCUGUCCACUACAGCCUGAUCUUCAACGACACCAGGGUCAGCUGGCAGGCAAAUGUCUUCAAGAAUCAGCGUGAGUGUUCAAACCAAGGUCUGAGAUGUGCGUCGUUCCCUGCAGCACGGCUGGUUAUCAGUAACUACUACAACCAGAAGAGCAACAACAUCCUGUUCCGUAACCGGCUCCUGCUGAAGUGCCAAGACAAGUAUAUCUGUCAGGUUCAGGACUUCAAGGAGGAUCUGGCUUAUAUCAACGCGAAUGGAACCCAGAAUGCCUAUCCGUGUCCUAAAGACGAGUACACCUACCGCUUUGUAGUGAGACCAGAGUACGUCAGUGGUUUCUGGCAUGCCAAGCUUGAGGAGCAGUCCAGUUACCUGACCACGUUUGCAACACCUUUUGGACAUUAUAGAUGGCUGAGGAUGCCAAUGGGAAUAAGUACAGCUCCUGAAAUCUUUCAGAGAAAGCUCACACAAGCCCUGGAAGACCUCCCUGGUCUGUACAUCAUUGCUGAUGACGUGUUGAUCACAGGUCAAGGUGAGACACAGGAAGCGGCAGAGGCUGACCAUGAUAAAAAACUGAGACUGUUUCUGGACAGGUGCAAACAAAAGAACAUCAAACUAAAUGCGGACAAGUUUAAACUGAGACAAAAGGAGGCCGCAUGCAUUGGACAUCUCCUGACAGCGGAUGGACUAAAGAUAGAUCCAGAAAAGGUGCGUGCCAUCAAACAGAUGCUAAAACCAACAGAUGUAAAAGCUGUUCAAAGACUACUGGGUAUGGUAAACUACCUUGCCAAGUUCUGCCCACACCUCUCUGACCAGUGUGAGGUGCUGAGACAGCUAACACACAAAGACUGUGAGUGGAACUGGACAGAACAACACGAGGAAGCUUUUCUCAAACUGAAAGAGACCAUUGCAAAUGCUCCUGUGCUGAAGUACUACAGCCCAGAGGAAGAACUAACGGUACAGUGCGAUGCCUCAGACACAGGUUUGGGUGCAGCACUCAUGCAGAAGGGCAAGCCUGUCGCAUUCGCAAGCAGAGCACUCACACCAACAGAGCGAGGUUAUGCUCAAAUAGAGAAAGAAUUUCUAGCAAUGGUUUUCAGCAUGGAAAAGUUCCACCAGUACACCUAUGGUCGCAAAUGUUUAAAAAUGCUCAGACAUCGAAACUUAUUCAGUCUGUGGCUUCUGCUACUUCUCCAUGAGUCUGGAAGGGCAGCCACAUUUAAGCUGUUCGGAAGACCCUCUGAGCCGCAGGACGGUGACGUGAAGGAGGGUGAUUUGCGGCUGUUUGGCUCACAGAGUGCUUCAGAGGGCCGCGUGGAAGUCUACCACGAUGGGGAAUGGGGAACAGUCUGUGAUGACGGCUGGGACAUGGCUGAGGCCCAGGUGGUGUGUCGUCAGCUCAAAUUCCCCGGGGCAAAAUCUGUUGUCAUUGGGAAGGACUACGGACAAGCAUCUGGACCCAUUUGGCUGGAUGAUCUCCACUGCAAAGGCACAGAGAACUAUCUGUCCACAUGUUCUUUCAAAGGCUGGGGACUGACCGACUGCACCCACAAAGAGGAUGUCGGAGUUAUUUGUGAAACAGAUGUGAUUCCAGGCACUAAUACGACCAUCGAUGAUUCUGCACACCAGCUGGACCACAGCAUCAGUUUGUCUGAUGAGCUCGGCCAAAUCUUUGACAGCGGGAGCGGCUGUGAUUUCCUGAUCUCGGUCCAGAGUGCUACUGGAAACAGAAAAGAGGAUGGGACCCUGGAGAUGGCUGAGACAGAAAUUUGUACGCACAGAAUAAUCCUCUCGCAGUUUCCUUUCUUCAAUGCUUCAGUUGAGAGCAUGAGUAUUACAGUCAGCAUCAGCCAGUCUUGCAAACCAUAUUUUAGUCCCCUCAUCAGGUACAUUUACACCCGUAAGAUCGAUGUGACCUUUACCUCCGCGCAAUGCAUCCACUGGAUGGCUUCCAGGUUUGGGAUGAAGCAGCUGAUGGAGGACACAGGCCGACUGUUCACUAAGAUCCUCCCAGAAGACGCCUCUUUCCAAACCCAACUGUCCCUUUACGAAUAUGCAGAGGAGACUGGAGACUUGGUGCUCCAGGAGAACUGUAUCCAGUAUCUGGCCUGGAACUACCAAAGUCUGACCACAUCCCCUGCUUGGAAAACCCUCUCCAUUAAGCUUCUUGGAGCCAUUCUAUCCCGCUCAGACCUGGUGGUGCAAGAUGAAUACUUCCUGCUUCAGACUGUCCAGAGCUGGAUCAAAGAGAAGGGCAACUCCGCCACCUCAGAAGCCCAACUUGACCUGUUGAAUCGCAUCCGAUUCCCGAUGAUUCCUGCAGAGAAACUUUACGACCUGGAGCUUAACUCUUCCCUCGACAGCACCUUUACAAAUAUGUAUCGGGAUAACAUGUUGAAAGCAUUCCAGUUUAAUGUUCUCCUCUUAAGCACACUUCAGUCCAACCCGAAGUUUAAAGAAGAUGAAGAUUACAAACCCAGGAUCUACACCUCUGAGGCAUGGAGCACAUCGUUUGAUCGAUCAGAUCCAGUCCCAACCCGUUACGCACCUAAUUACAGAGAUAUGAGACAUUAUGGAAAUUAUUAUUAUUAUCCCACUCCCAGUCCAUACGGUAAAAGCAGCGCGUCCUUCACCACAUCUGUCCACUACAGCCUGAUCUUCAACGACACCAGGGUCAGCUGGCAGGCAAAUGUCUUCAAGAAUCAGCGUGAGUGUUCAAACCAAGGUCUGAGAUGUGCGUCGUUCCCUGCAGCACGGCUGGUUAUCAGUAACUACUACAACCAGGAGAGCAACAACAUCCUGUUCCGUAACCGGCUCCUGCUGAAGUGCCAAGACAAGUAUAUCUGUCAGGUUCAGGACUUCAAGGAGGAUCUGGCUUAUAUCAACGCGAAUGGAACCCAGAAUGCCUAUCCGUGUCCUAAAGACGAGUACACCUACCGCUUUGUAGUGAGACCAGAGUACGUCUGACCAAUAACAGGGCAUGAAUGAAUACGUCCCACAUCUGAUCGAUUUGUGUGUUGAUAACUCAAUAGAUUACAAUGAUACUACAUUAUAACCCUUGUGAUUCUAUUUUUCUAGCAUAACAAAGCAUAUGAUGUACACCUGCUCUGAUGUUUUGAUUUUGUGCUCAUUUUACUGUAUUUCAUUACCCAAAUGUGGGACAGGAGAUAUCCAGCGAUCCAAAUCAAUACAGAGUACAAUACCCUAACUGAACACAGGGUGUGCCAUUGUAGAAAUGGGUACCUUUUUUCAGGGUAGUAUAUAUACAUAUCCUGGGUGUGAUUUAGUUCUGUGGUUCUCAACUGGUGGAUGGUGGAUCCGUUUUCAGUGGGUUGUGAUUUAUCAUUCUGGAAGUGGUGGUGGGUUCUGAGGCUAGACCAGUUGGGUAUCACUGUGUUCAUUUGUAUGUAUGUAUUCUCUGCUGCUUUUAUAAAAAUGACAAUCAAUAAAAAAAAUGAUUUCCAGCUCUA